Molecule: messenger RNA, 618 nt
Organism: Pseudovirgaria hyperparasitica
Lineage: Eukaryota; Fungi; Ascomycota; Dothideomycetes; Acrospermales; Acrospermaceae
Exons: 1
Coding region: 1-618 (205 amino acids)
Source: RefSeq, a predicted model, not a curated record
AUGUCUCCUUCUGCCGUGACCAUGGUCAGAACCAAUGCACAUGCGUCGACCAUAGAACGUCAAAACAUAAAUAUUCGUCAACAGGAGUGCGUCAACGGACAGAUAAGCUUCACCACCGAACAUUGUGGCCCACUGCUAGGAAGCCGAUAUUCAGCAGCGGAGCUGUCGAGCAACGUAUACAACGAACCAGAGAGUACUGUUAGACUUUCAGUAAACCAUUUCUUCCCAUUAGCGUAUCCAGAUACUACGCAGCCAGAGAUAAGUGAGAGAGUGUCGUCUAGGGCUGAGGUGGCCGAUCAGCCACGUGACUUGUAUAAAGGGGUUCCUCUGACGGGCCGCGGACGUAUUGACACACCUCGUCGAGCUCUGAUGUGUUUCUUGAAAAGCCAAGAGGUCGAUCGUGAAAUCCAUGAUUCGAAAGUGGGGAGGCACGAUUUAGGGCAUCAGACUUUUGGACUCGACGAUAGCCUGCCACUUCCGCCGCCCACACCUCGAUUUGAAAGGCUGCAAACACCAGAUAUACCGGUUCUAGAGCCCGGUCUGUUCUGCUUUUGUGAUGCUUUCAAACAGUCAUGUUCGAGUUGUUCGAAGGUAUUGAAAAACUCAGAGGAUAAGUAA